GGCGGGUUUUGCAUUUAGGUUGUAGAACGAAACGAAGGAAGAAACGAAAAAAAUCCUAAACCCUAGCACCUUCCUUCCUUACAAUGGCGGAUCUUCCGCCGGAAAUUCUCUCCGAAAUCUUCUCCCGUUUACCGGUAAAAUCACUUCUCCGAUUCCGAUCAACCUCAAAAUCACUUAAAUCCUUAAUCGAUUCUCACAAAUUCAUCAACCUUCACCUUCAAAAUUCCCUCAAUUUUAACCUCAUCCUCCGUCGCAAAACCGACCUCUACCACCUCCAUUUCCCUAACCUAACCACCGCUGUUCCACUCAACCAUCCUUUCAUCCACCACAGCAACAACAUCGCUCUUCUUGGUUCAUGCAAUGGCCUCCUCGCCAUCUCCAAUGGCGAAAUCGCUUUCACUAACCCUUACUCCGCCAAUGAAAUCGCAUUCUGUAAUCCUACCAUCCGUAAACAUCGGAUUAUCCCUUAUCUCCCUCUUCCUAUUCCCUCUCGUUCUCAAUCUGACAACAUCGCUUUAUGCGUUCACGGAUUCGGUUUUGAUUCAUUAUCCGCCGAUUACAAACUCCUCAGAAUCUCUUGGUUCGUCGAUCUACAACACCAUACUUUUGAUAAUUCACAUUUGACACUCUUCAGCUCGAAAACAAACUCUUGGAAAACACUUCCGGAUAUGCCGUAUAUUCUUUACUAUACUCUAACCAUGGGUGUUUUUGUUGAGAAUUCUCUUCACUGGAUAAUGACUCCGAAACUUGAUGGGUUACAACCUUGUUUAAUUGCUGCGUUUAAUCUAUCACUUGAGAUUUUCAAUGAGGUUCCUCUUCCUGAUGAAAUAAUUAGUAAUGAGAGUUUUAAAAUUUCUAUUGCUGUUUUGGGAGGGUGUCUUUGUUUGCCUGUGAAUUAUCAAACUACUAAAAUUGAUGUUUGGGUGAUGAAAGAAUAUGGCUGUAGAGAUAGUUGGUGUAAACAUUUUACUUUGGUUAAAUCGUGUUUAGAUUUUUUGAGGCCUUUAGGUUAUUGUAGUGAUGGAAGUAAGGUUCUAUUGGAAAUCGAUUGUAAGAAGUUGUUUUGGUAUGAUUUGAAGAGUGAACAAAUUAGUUAUGUUGAAGGAAUUCCUAAUUUGGAUGACACUAUGAUUUGUGUUGGAAGUCUUGUUUCACCUUCCUUACCUGUUGAUAAUCGUAGGAAGAAGCAGAAUCGUACAAGCAAGGGAAGGGAUGACUUCUUGUCCCGAGGAUUUAAAUUGAGACUGUAAGGGAUGGAAGGAAGAACGUGUGAAGUGCAGCUGAAACAGGAUGCUCCAGUUGUUUCUUGUGAUGGAAUUAGUCACCUUGGUUUGUAGGAAAGGUUGAAUUGAUAAUGUUGUAGGCGUACCCAUUUUAUCCCUCUUUUUUUUUUUUUUU
Medicago truncatula (barrel medic) is the source of this 1398-nucleotide messenger RNA. RefSeq names its product F-box protein CPR1. Bases 84 to 1250 code for a protein of 388 amino acids. The transcript has 2 exons. Gene Ontology annotation, molecular function: protein binding. The record is from RefSeq and is a predicted model, not a curated record. Lineage: Eukaryota; Viridiplantae; Streptophyta; Magnoliopsida; Fabales; Fabaceae.